GUAAUCUGCUAUAUAUUUGUAUUUAAUAAUGGGUUCUGACAGUGAAGAUGAUGUUAUUGGUCCUCCGAUCCCAGAAAUGUAUAAAACUACCUCCAUCCCAAUUGUUAAUGAAAAAAUUCCACAAUCAACACAACCAAAAGACAAUCAGUCUGAGAGCGAAUCAGAAGAAGAAUUUGUUGGACCACCUAUUCCAGAUAUUUAUAAAUUGAACGUACAAGAAUCAGGCAGUCAUCAUGGCAGUAAGACUAUUAAUGAAAACAAUUCAAAGGUUAGUCAACCUAUGAGUAGGCCUACUAAGAGCUUAGAACAACAUAAGAAACUUGGAGACCACAAAGAUUUGGAUUCAAAUGAUAGCGAUAUGAGUGAAUCUGAAGAUGAAAAUGACAGUGUCCUAAUUCCUAUUAGUGAGGAGUUAACUAUAAAUCAUGGAACCAAAGCCGUUGUUGCUCUUGCUGUAGAUCCCGCAGGAGCCAGACUAGCAAGUGGAUCAGUAGAUUACGAUGUUAAAUUUUGGGACUUUGCGGGUAUGGACAGCAGCCUACAGAGUUUCCGAUCAAUGACACCAUGUGGGAACUAUCCAAUAAAAACCGUUCAGUAUUCCUCUACUGGAGAUGCUGUGCUCAUAGUGUCCGGAAUGUCACAAGCAAAAGUGUUGGACAGAGAUGGACAUGAAUUGAUGGAGUGUGUGAAGGGCGAUCAGUAUGUAGCUGACAUGGCAAGAACUAAAGGUCAUACUGCUCCUUUAACCAGUGGUUGUUGGCAUCCUAAAAUUAAAGAUGAAUUUCUAACAGCCUCCGAAGAUGGUACUUGCCGACUUUGGGACGUUAAUAAACCUUUCCAUCACAAAAGUAUCAUCAAAUGUAGGGCAAAAAAUGGAUUGAAGACAGCUCCGACAGCCUGCGCCUUUAGUCGAGAUGGAAAUAUGAUUGCUUGUGCUUGUGUUGAUGGAUCGAUACAAAUGUGGGAUCAUCGAAAAAUGUUUGUAAACACAUCCUUACUGCUCCGAGACGCACAUCAGUCAGGAACAGAGACUUCCUGUAUUGCUUUUUCAUACUUGGGAAACUGGAUUUCAACAAGGGGAUGUGACGACACACUAAAACUAUGGGAUUUAAGAGCUUUCAAAAAGCCACUAGCGACGGUUACUGGAUUAUUCUCAAGGUAUCCUACGACAGACUGCAUGUUUAGCCCAGAUGAUAGCAUGAUAGUUACGGGACAAUCCAAAAACCGAGAGGAAGCAACUGGUAAGCUUCUCUUUUUUAAUCGAACCAAUUUAGAGAAAAUAAAAGAAAUUACGGUGACAGAUUCCCAUGUUAUUAAGGCAGUAUGGCAUCCAAAACUGCAACAAAUAUUUGUCGGCACAGGAAACGGUAUUGUCAAAGUCUACUAUGAUGACACAAAAAGCAUUAGGGGUGCAAAACUGUGUGCUUCAAAAACACGGAAGAAAACCAAACAAGUUGAAGUCGUUGCAGCUCAACAAAUCAUUACUCCUCAUGCUCUACCGAUGUUUAGACAAGAAAAACCUAAAUCUAUCCGUAAGAAAAUGGAAAAAGAACGUCUGGAUCCAGUGAAAUCUCAUCGACCUGAUUUGCCAAUUAAAUCAGGCCAAGGGGGAAGAGUUGCUGCAUCAGGAAGUACGUUGAGUUCAUACGUGAUAAGAAAUCUUGGAUUAAGCAAGAAGAUAGAAGAUGAUCAAGAUCCGAGGGAAGCGAUAUUGAAGUUUGCCAAGGAGGCUGCUGAGGAUCCUUAUUGGAUUACACCUGCAUAUUCAAAAACACAACCAAAAACAAUAUUUCAAAAUGAAGGAAAAGAGGAUCAAGAAGAAGACGAACCAUCUGCCAAGAAAAAGAAGGUAUGAAAAAUUAAACGUAAACACUAGUGUGAUGGUUUCAUUAGUUAUCUAUCAUCAAGAUGUAAUUUUCUUUCAAAAUCUCAAUUAAACCUCUACCUAUUUAAGUUUAGAUAAUUUUUUAAUUGUACGUACAUUUGAAAUCAUUGUAGAAAGGAGUUUUUAUUAUUUUGAAACUUGAACAGUACCUAGAUCAAAAUAUUGUAAUGUAUAACUAUUGAAUUGACAUUAUUUACUGAAGGUAUAAAACUUGUAUGUAAACAUGUAAAUAUUAAAUUUAUAAGGAUUUAUUAAAUGCCAUGCAUCAGCCUGUAAUAUCAGAUUUUAGUUUAGGUUGAUAUUUUGAAUAAUUAGGCCUACUCAAUAGGCUACGUAUCAAUAACGUAUUUUGUAAUUUACUUCAGAGUUUUGAUUUCACAACUUUUGUAUGGACUACUGAACUCUUUCAUAUCAUCAAACAUUUUAUGGUAAUCAUUGUCAAGCAAAAUGUACUUAUUAUAACCAUUAGAGUAUAUCAAAAAACAUUUCUAUCAAACUGCAAAUUAACUUGUAUAAAUUUGUUAAGACUUAAAUUAGCCUACUGUAAUUGUUGUUGCUGCAACACAGUUUUUUUAGUGAGAUAAUUUAGGACCAAUUCUCAGGUACCUAAAAGAGAUUUGUUGUUUCUUAAAUUAAAAGCCUUGCAGCAAAUAAUGU
Macrosteles quadrilineatus (aster leafhopper) is the source of this 2542-nucleotide messenger RNA. Its product is annotated as gastrulation defective protein 1 homolog. Lineage: Eukaryota; Metazoa; Arthropoda; Insecta; Hemiptera; Cicadellidae. The record is from RefSeq and is a predicted model, not a curated record. Gene Ontology annotation, cellular component: site of double-strand break; nucleus. Bases 29 to 1855 code for a protein of 608 amino acids. The transcript has a single exon. Gene Ontology annotation, molecular function: protein binding. Gene Ontology annotation, biological process: regulation of DNA double-strand break processing.